GUCAGCAGAGCUAUUGCAACGCUCAGUAACUAACGCGACGCUCAUCGAAGAGCACGCAAAUUUUGGCAGAGUAUUAAGUCCAUUUUUUGGCUUCGAAAUUUAGACACAGCACGUGCGCGUUGAACCCAUUUUCAACAAUACUUUGAAAUAUUUUAGGCGAUAUGUCGGAGUUGGAUCAGUAUUAUGAUCUCGUUAUCGAGCUGGUUAAACAAGGUGGUCAGCUAAUAAGAGAAAACAUCAACAGGCAAAAAACCAUAUUAACCAAAUCAAGCGAAGUCGAUCUUGUGACAGAAACCGACCAAAUGGUGGAGAAGCUCUUCAUGAAUGGAAUAUCUGCAAAAUUUCCUGAUCACAAAUUUAUUGGUGAAGAGAAUACAGCCGAAUCAAACCGUCGAGUGGAACUGACUGAUGCACCAACAUGGAUCAUCGAUCCUGUCGACGGCACCAUGAAUUUCGUUCACGCUAUGCCUCACACUUGUAUAUCAAUCGCUUUAUACGUGAAUAAAGUGGCUGAAAUCGGCAUUGUGUACAAUCCUGUAAUUGAGCAAUUUUUCACAGCACGAAAAGGCAAAGGAGCUUUUUUAAAUGGUCAGCGAAUUCGAGUCUCUGAUGAAAAAGCUCUGAGCAAGGCCCUGGUCAUGAUGGAAAUGGGUACCAGCAGGGAUCCAGAAAAAGUCAGAGUAGUCAUGGAAAAUCUGAGAGCCAUUGUACCACUUGUUCACGGAACGCGCGCGCUGGGCUCGUGUGCAUUGAACAUGUGCAUGGUAGCAAUGGGAGCUUCCGAUUUAAUGUUCGAGUUUGGCAUUCACAUUUGGGAUAUCGCUGCUGGCGAUCUGAUCGUUCGUGAAGCUGGUGGUGUCUGUAUAGAUCCAGCAGGAGGCGACUUUGAUGCUUUAAGUCGUAGAGUUUUAUGCGCUGCGUCAUCCGAGUUGGCUCAUCAAGCGACGCAAGUCCUCGUUCAGUAUUAUCCCGACAGAGAUUAGAUUAAAAGCUGUAAAAUUGUACGUGCAAUUUUAUCGCAUAGAAUCAAAGCAGCGUUUUAUGAAACAUUCCGAAGCAGAAAUUACGCAAUGCGUUAAUCCGUUAAAAUUGUUAUGUGUCAACAUUCGAUGUCUGAUCAACAACAAAAAAUGUAUAAUAAACAAGUAUAUUUUUCUGUGAAAAUCGAAA
Molecule: messenger RNA, 1170 nt
Organism: Trichogramma pretiosum
Lineage: Eukaryota; Metazoa; Arthropoda; Insecta; Hymenoptera; Trichogrammatidae
Product: inositol monophosphatase 1-like
Exons: 6
Coding region: 162-983 (273 amino acids)
Biological process (GO): phosphatidylinositol phosphate biosynthetic process; signal transduction; inositol metabolic process
Molecular function (GO): inositol monophosphate 1-phosphatase activity
Source: RefSeq, a predicted model, not a curated record